GUGUUUCCAUCCGGUCGAGCCGUCAGGAAAGAAUGCCUCUUGUUAACGGGGCCUUCUAGGCACGUACCCGAUGUGACGCGGAAGUGAAUCGCCGACGAACGUGCAAGAAAAUGCAAGUUUUCGGGCCGCCGCGUUAAGAAAAGCCAGUCGACCCUAAGGACGAGUGCUUCUGAUUCUCUCUUCUCUUCGCGUUCGCGCCGUUCGUCGUAUAAUCCUUAUGGUCGCAGCAUUGCCUAUCGAAGAUUAACAUUAUUGACACGGCUCCACAGGUGUGUCUGGAUUGUCCAAUCAUCUUCUGCUAUUAUCCCAGCAGAAGAUCUGCAAGAUCAGUCUUCCGUUACACUUGCAUCGUGAGGCAUAAUGUCGCGAGAUUAUGAGAGCAGAAGAAGAGGCGGCAGUGGCAGUGGUAGCAGCUCCAGCAGAUUGCGAAUGGACACAAGCGUCUCGCAGCCCAGGCCACACGGUGAGAGCUCUAGCAAGCGUAAGGAGAUUGACAGUGUAAUGCGAAAGGCGCGUGAGUCACAAUCGAGCUACUGGAACAAGAAGCUGCUGGAGGCGGAGGAGCGCGAUCCGAAUAGGUGGCGUCACAGCGGCUACAAGGAGCUCUACGUCGGCGGCGAGCCCAGCAGCAGAGGACACCCCAGGAGCCCGAGGAGCCCACGAGCGCCGCGCAGCCCGCACAGUCCGCGGCCGCGCAGUCCGCGCGCGCGAAGUCGAUCGCCGCGGGAACGUUCUUCCCGCGAGCACAAUCGAGCCAGACCGGCCGCACGUAGCCCGAGCACAGGCAGUACAUGCUCCGACAGAUCGUGCUCCGUCUGCUCACCGAAAGAACGACGGCGCGUCGCGCCGCCCUCACACUCGCGCUCGCGAUCAGUCACACCUGUGCGUAGCAGACCGCAUCCGAAAGAAGUACUGCCGUCCAGCUCGCGGGCUCUGCCGCCGCGUACUAGGCCGAGGUCACCGCCUCUACCGCGUCCGCGCACACCGCCGCCGGCGCCGCAGCCGCCGUCGUCGCGUCAUCAAAAGGAUUACAAGACUCUCAAGGAGAAGGAGGUCAAGGCUCGCCGUAAGGAGAAGCACCACAGCAGAUUGCCGGAGGAUCCGCGCGUCCCGGACCCCAUCCCAUUGAUGCGUAAACCUGUAAAAGUAGAAAAAACACACUCGUCUCACGGAGCACCGCAAAUGAUGCGACCACCACCGGACUCCUCGCCCAGCGAUGACAGCGACAGUUCCUCAACCACAUCGCAUGUUGGUCCGCCGAGGAUGACAUUGUCCGAACGAUUUGGUAAAAUGGCACAGUGGAGUGUAGACCGUAGGGAUAUGGAGAACAUGCGUAUCACAAAGGACGGCGAGAACGCGAUGAAGGUCGUCAUAGAGGGUGAGGAGAGGAUCGCGCGUUUGGGUUACGAUUCGCCGCCACCCGGUCAUUAUCCCGAAUCGCUUUUGGCCCAAGGACCGAGAGGUCUCGAAUGUUGGGAUGACGUGCGCGUGCGAUACGACUACUACAAGGCCAGGGGAUACCUUCGCGACCUCACUCUCGAUGACUACAUCAAAUGGGAAGAAUGGUGGUACAAGUAUCAAGAAUGGUUGGAAGCUGAACGUUUCUACGAACAGUGGGCCUCGUCGAAUCGUCCGUCCGGCAGUAGUCGCAAGAGACGAGGACGACGUAACAACAAUGCUCACUAAUGGACACUAACGGACACGUAACGUGAAAAUCGAUGGCGAAUUGUAUUCGACUUGUCGACGAUGUCAUUUAUAAAAUGUACUGAGAUAUCUGUUGUGCUUAUUAUAAGGAUACCGAAAAUGUGUACACAUUGCAUUGCAUACAUCGUAAUAAAAAAAAAAUAUGUUCCGCA
This is a messenger RNA of Odontomachus brunneus, 1856 nucleotides long. Its product is annotated as serine/arginine repetitive matrix protein 1. Lineage: Eukaryota; Metazoa; Arthropoda; Insecta; Hymenoptera; Formicidae. The record is from RefSeq and is a predicted model, not a curated record. The coding region runs from base 361 to 1686 and encodes 441 amino acids. The transcript has 5 exons.